This is a messenger RNA of Hippopotamus amphibius kiboko, 2293 nucleotides long. RefSeq names its product quinone oxidoreductase-like protein 2. The record is from RefSeq and is a predicted model, not a curated record. Lineage: Eukaryota; Metazoa; Chordata; Mammalia; Artiodactyla; Hippopotamidae. Gene Ontology annotation, molecular function: oxidoreductase activity. The transcript is spliced from 10 exons. The coding region runs from base 60 to 1112 and encodes 350 amino acids. Gene Ontology annotation, cellular component: mitochondrion.
GCGUCCGGCUCUUCCUGCCGCGCUCGGCCCUCCCCAUCCGGCGACACUUGCGCGGGGCCAUGGCGACGGCGGCGUGGGGACGGUGCUUGUCUCGGGCGUGGCUCUGCAGGCGCGCCGGGCAGGGCGGCGGCCGGCACUACCGCGUCGCGCUGUGCGCGGAGUUGAAGCAGCCUCUGGCCGUGGAGGAGGUGACCCCCCGCCCUCUCCGGCCCCACGAGGUCAGAGUUGAUGUCCAUUUCUGUGGAGUUAACUUUGCUGAUAUUUUGGUCUGUCGUGGUCAGUAUCAGGAAAGGCCCCAACUUCCCAUCAUACCCGGAAUGGAGUUUUCUGGGACAGUAUUGGAGACAGGCACAGAUGUCAGCUCGGUGAAAGAGGGAGAUCGAGUUCUUGGCCUGAGUAACUUAAAUGGAAUGGCUGAAGAGUGCAUCACUGACCACAAGACACUGUGGCAGGUUCCAGAAAGGGUCUCGCUCCGAGAAGCUGCUGCCCUGCCCAUAUCUUACGGUACUGCCGCAUUGGCCCUGGAGCACCGGGCCCGUACCCAGCCUGGAGAAACUGUUUUAGUGACAGCGGCAGCUGGAGCCACAGGCCUUGCCGUGAUAGAUGUGGCAACAAACGUUCUUCAGGCCAAGGUAAUAGCUGCAGCUGGAAGUGAUGAGAAGUGCAAGCUGGCAGUGCAGAGGGGCGCCCAGUCCAGCGUGAACUACAGUCAGGGCAGCCUGAAGGAGGCAGUGGGGAAGCUGGUGGGCAGUGGCGGGGUGAAUGUGGUCAUUGAAACCGUGGGAGGAGAUAUCUUCCUGGAGGCUCUCCGCAGCCUGGCAUGGGAGGGCAGGAUUGUGGUGGUGGGUUUUGCUGGAGGAAACAUUGCUUCUCUGCCGACCAAUCUCCUGCUCCUGAAGAACAUCUCUGCCAUGGGGCUGUACUGGAGCCGAUACCGGGACCGGAACUUUCCGCUUUUCUCCAGAAGCCUGUCCUCCAUAAUUCAGUACUGCCAGGAAGGGCGCAUCCAGCCACACGUUGGAGCGGUGUUUAAGCUGGAGGAGGUAAAUGAUGCCUUCCUUCAUGUCACACAGCGUAAAUCCACAGGCAAGGUGCUUCUCUCCCUUAAAUAAAUUUUCGCUUCAGCAACACAGCCUAUCUAAAUCUAAACUUAUCAUCUUCCCAAAAACCUAAUUUCCCUUCUGUGUUUUUAAAGGUGUUACCACCUUUCUUAAUAACCCAGUUUCAGAAUCUUUUAGAGUCACCUUUUAUUCUAUUUGAAUCCCAGUCUCAGCACUUUGCAGGUGGUUACUUAAGGUCUCCAAACCUUCAUUUUCUCCCUAUAAAGUAGAUAUUACAGUCUCUACCUUGCAAGGUUGUGAUGAGCAAUACAUGCGGUGAUUGGGCAGAGCACCUGGUACGUGGUAGGUGAUUAGCACACGCUAGUUACUUUCACUUCUUUCUCUCCUCCUUUCCCAAUAAGUUCCUUGAGAGCAGGGACCAUGUCUGAUUCACCUUUGUACCAUACGCGUACCUAGCACAGUGAGUUACCCUUGAACUGAAUUGAAUUUGAAUGAUCUGAAAGUCUUCAAUUGUGGGAUUAAAAUAAGAAUGUUACCUUGGGAACAACCCAAAUAUUCAUCGACAGACUGAUGUGAUAUACAUACAAUGGAAUAUUAUUCAGCCUUAAAAAAGAAGGAAAUUCUCCCCGAGGUAUUUUGCAAGACUGAUGGCCCUUUCACUUUACUUCCUCACAGCCUCUGCCUCUCUCUUCUGCCAUUUCACUUUACUUUCUCACAGCCUCUCCCUCUCUGAUUCUAUAAAAAAAACUGGCAUCCAGACCCCAAGAAGAUAGUUUUUUGGAGACACUAGUCUGACAUCUUCUCAGUCUGCCGGCUUUCCGAAUAGAGUCGAAUUCCUUGCCUCAAAAAAAAAAAAAAAAAAGGACAUUCCGACACAUGUUGCAGCAUGGAUGAAACUUGAAGACAUUAUUCUAAGUGAAAUAAGCCAAUCACAAAGGACAAAUACUGUAUAAUUCCACUUGUGUGAAGUACCUGGAAAUGUCAAAUUCAUAAACAGAAAGUAGAAUUGUGGUUGCCAGGGCCUGGGAGAGGAGGAAAUGGGAGUUACUGCUAAAUGGGUCUAAAGUUUCAGUUUGGGAAGAGGGAAAAAUUUUGGAGAUGGAUGGUGGUAGUGGUUGUACAACAGUGUACAAUUAAUGCCACUGAACUGUACACUUAAAAAUGGCUAAAAUGGCAAAUUUCAUAUUAUGUAUAUUUUACCAAGAUAAAAAUAAAAAGAAAAGAAUAUAUUA